UUCCAGCACCUCCCGCACAGAGAUCUCUCUGACCACGUUAUUCGUUCUUUGGAAGGCCUAUAAGCUGAUUACUGCACAAGGAUUUAGCCCUGGCUGCUUCACACGGUACUCCCAGGACACAUCUAUUUUGUAUUUUGAGAAGACCUGCGGAGAAUUUGCCAGUGGUAGAAAAUGGCAUCUCCAGAGCCAUUCGGGUGAGCAUCCUUCAGGGCUCUCAAGAAAUGAGAAUGUUCUGUAAUGCUCCAAGAACAGCCUCCGCUGUGCAAUGAGUCUGACAUUUGCGUGUGCAAAAAUGGCUUGUUCAGCAGGAAGGGACUGCAGAAAAGUUUCCCUCUUGUUCCUCCAAAAUUGCAAAAUGAUAGCUAUUGAUCUAGGAGCUCAGUUUUUUCUCCUUCAUGUGAAGAGUGAGGCAGAGAAGUGUGGUCAGAAUGCCCGUAUCAAAUCCUCUUUGCAGCCUUCUCUGUGUCAGGUUUCCGUAGCCAACCUUUGCAGAGCUUAACUGAACAAAUACACCAGUUGGUUAUCAAUGUAUUCAAUAAGUUAUGUUUUAGCUGCUGCUUGAAAUGUAAAGUCUGUGUUAGCACAAUGUCAGGUAAUAUCAAAGGGGUAGCUUGUAAUAAGAUUAACUUUUCAGGUUGUGAAUAUAUAAUUUUCAGUUACAUGCUGGGUUAUUAAAUACAGCCUAAAUCUGUGAUGUUUGAGCAAUUUGAGCAAAUCAGAGCUGGUACAAGAACUGUAACAUGUACAUUCCUCUAGCAGGAAGAAGUUUCACCCUGUAAUCUUAAUGCAGAGUUGAUGUAGCUUUAAAAUACGUGGUCCCUGUUAUGCAGAAUCACUGGGGAUGUGACAUGGGUCCUUUUAAGAUAACACGAGCCAGAGUAGCAGCUGAUACUGUGCAUGCUGAAUCCUGGUGGGAAGUUCUCUCUGCAGGCACAAACCAGCUGCUAAUGCAAAGGGGCAGAUCGUGAAUUGUCACAGUUCAUCUCCCAUCCUGAUAAAGGUUGUAUCUGCACUACAAAGCGGAGCAGAAUUUUCAGUAUGCCUUUCAGCAGGAGCAUCUUUGGCCCCGCAGUAAUCUGGUCCCAAGUGUGCCUGGAUUGUGAGCGUAUCCAUUGAUCCUGGGAAUCCUGACUGUGAUCAGGAGAAGGCUUAGAACUUUUUGCCCAUGCAAGGGAAUUUGUUCAUUCCUUUGGUGUGGGCUUUCAGCAGGGCAGAGUUCAAGGCUGGCCUUUCCACUCUGCUCCAGACUGGUCUCCUUGGGGAUGCUUGUAAGGGUGGCUAUUUUGGAAUUGCUCUGCUGCUAUUCUGCCUUGUUCAGAACAAGAAAACUGAAAGAAAACUAGCCUUGAAUAAUGGAGAUCUUGGUCUGCAAUAAUGGCUCUAAGCUGAGCAAUGGUUCUGGGACAAAAUCACGGGAAUUUGGGUUUUCCAUUGCCAGUUAUUCUAAUAUUUUUGCUGUACAGACCAGACUUUACGAGCCAUAACACUUGUGUUGUUUGGGCCAAGGCUCUUCAUGUGGCUCCCUGUGCUCUGAGCUGUGCACUUGAGCUUGGAGGAGAAAAUAACAGGGAGGAGAGGUAUGAUGAUGCCUUUGGCCUGUAGGGCACCUCGCUGCAGUUCCUAGUGAGCAUACAGAGGCAGACAUCCCACAGAAGGGUUCCAUGUGAUGGACUCAUCAGCGGGAUUUGGGAUGAACUCACAGGGGUUUAGUGUGGCAGAGGUGAGACAGUAACUUGACACAUCUGUGCAGGGACAAAAGGACUCUGCUUCCAGAGCUGUUAUUUUGGCACCUUUCGCUAGCAUAAAAUUCACAGGUAAAGGUAAUGCAUGGGGGGAAAAAAAUCUUUCAGUGUUUUGUAUAAGGCCAGCUCAGGCUGCUGGUAUUUAAGGACAGGCUUUCCAAUGUGGGCAAGAUGGGCUGCAGUUCCUUCCCUUACAGAUGUCCGUGGUUGCCCUGGCUGGGUGCCCAGACCACCGCACACCUGGGCAGUAUGCAAAUCUGAUCAGGAGUUUCCAUUUCCAUGUGGUCUGAGUAACUAACAAGGAAGGGCCUGCUGUUGCUUUAGCUAUGGCACCAGGCUGAGGAAGGCUCACGUCCCAGGUUUCCAGCUCGGUGACCGCUGCAAAUUCCAAGUGAAUGAGUGAAGCGGUGGAAGUGUUGUGGCAGCUCCUUCCUCCUUCCUGCAGCCAGCUGAAGGGCUUACAUGUGUGAGAGGAUCUCCGCGGAGCCGCCGAUCCGUUGCCUGCUGCUGCCCUGCAUGAAGCUGCCAGUUUCCCUCUGGAAGUGAGCCUUGGCUGGUACCGAGCACAUCAAACACACUGUUCCCAUCGUCCUCCACUGACUCGCUCCCACCUUCCCAGUUCCCACGUGAGCCUGGGAAAAUGAGGAUUUGGUAUAUUCCUUCUUCCCCAAGCCCCAUUACAACCUGGUGCAGCUGUCAAUCUUCAGAGUGACAGCAGCAGUGCUGGUGCUGUUAAAAGCCUCAUGGCAUCAAUACAGUGGCGCUGAUACAAAGAGCGAUGGAAUGGAUGCGGAGAAAAGCUUCACCACUUCUUAAAGACAAGAUGCCAGCGAAGCCUGCCACUGCUGGGUCCUGCACGUAAAGUGGUGUGGCUGGUAGGGAGAGCAGGGGAAGGGGGCUGGUGUGUGUUGGCAGGGCUGUGCCUUGCCAGCUCUCCCAAGGAUGCAAACAGUGUGGGCUGGCCCUGCUGUGCCUCCCAAGCUGCUGGCACCGCUGUCCCCGUUUUCUCCCCCACGCCUCUUCUGUCGGCAUCGCAGCUGGGGGUCCUCCCCAGGCAUCUGCAGGGCCCACCUAAUGGGCCCGUUAUGCCAGAUGUGUUCACUGCUUUUGAAAGAAAAUAGAACUGAUUAACACCUGAGCUAGCGCACGAGGCUCCCGAAACGGUGCUAAAGGAAUAUUAACAAGUGCACGUCGCUUUGGAGAGCAGCUUUCAGCACGCUGUCAAAUGCACGUUGGUGGGGCUGCAGGCAUGCUGGGUGGCUGGGGGCUAGCUGUGUCCAUCAGUCCUCUUCAUCAGGCUGCCACUUCGAAUCUGGGCCAGGCCAAGUCAAUGAGACGUCCGCCUGUGAGAAAUGAGCUGCUGGAAUCAGCCGUCUCCCACAAGACAACGUCCACAGCCCAGGAAUGCUCUGGAAAGGAAGUUUUGCUAAAACUCUGAACGAUUCCCUUUGCGCUGCACAAAAUUUUGUGCCUCCCCGUCUUUAUCACAGGUGACGAGCCAACAAUCACAGCUUUGCCAUGCCUGUAGCUUGGACUCCGGCCUCUCCGUUUGCACAGAGCAUGGCAUGUGAUGUUUCUGGGCGGUGCAGUAGCUCCAUGCAUUGCUUCUGCAUCCCGUGACAGCUGCUGUGGAGCUGGAGUCUCGGGAUGUCCCUGGUGGAGCGAGCUAAGCUCUCUGAUGCGCUCCCCGAGGAUCUUUGCUGGUGGCGUGUCAACAGAGAUAUGCUGAGAGGAAUUCAGCUGAAAGAGACAACAUUUAGAUGUGCUCCGUGCAGAUGCCUGGAGAGCAGGUUCAGAAGGGCUGCUCGGGCAUGUGAAAGGAGCAGAAAGUGUUGGGCCUGCUGUCAGCGUGCUGGUGAGGCUGGGGUCUCUCUGGCCAUCUACUCCAUGUUCCUUAUGGGUCCCUUCCAGCUUGGGGUAUUCUGUGAUUCUAUGAUUCUUCCCUGCUGCCAUUGGAAAGCAGCGCCGGUGCGACUCUUCAUCCAGAGCUGUGUUCAGGCAGUAGUAAAGAUCCCCCUUGUUUUCAGUGGGAAGGAGGAGCAGCAACUGCAAGGCCGAGUGCUGUAACCUUCCCAUCCCAGCGAGACUUUCUCCUCCUACCCCACCUGCAGAGGGGCCAGUGCCCCUGCGCUCCCCCUGCAGCAGGCACAGGGGUUUGUUUGCCUUGGCAGUGAGCGGUGCAGCCAUGCUGGAGCAGCGGAGCAUCUCCUCUCCCACGCUGUUGUGUGUCAGCUUUAAAAUGACUGUGAGCUGCGUGCUGUUGGUCCAGCUGUUUCUGGCAGAGGGUAGGUUGGGGCGUGACACGGUGCGAUGGCUUCCCAGGCCGGGAGGGUAACUUCUCACAUAUCCCUCUGAAAAUUGUCCAGCUGCCCCUCUGGACUGGGAAAGAAGAUCCUGCCCAUCCCAGUCCAAUAGUUGUCUCGCUUUGCAUCGCUCAACUGCAGCGCUGAGUGAAACAGAUUGGAAGGUGCAGUGUUUGGAUGCGGUGUAGGGUGGGGAUGGAUGGCAGUAACCUUUUCUGUUUUGCUUCCAGUGCUCACUCGGGGUCGGAGAGAGGCACGAAGUAAAGCUGCAGGUGGUGAAAGCAGCCAGACGUCCUCAGAUUCUGACAAGUUGUGGCAAGGCACAAGAGGGGACUCCUCGGCAUGCUGGAGCUCUCGGAGAGCAAGUCUGCAGGUGCUGACACGGGGACCCACAUCCCUGGAGUAGGCGACCAGCGGGACCACACCACGCUCCCACGCAGCGCCGAGGACGAGGACAAGGCCGAGCACACUCCAUCAGCACCGCCGGACCCCUCCGGCCCCGCCAUACCCGGCCCCAUGCGGCGCGGUGCCCCCCAGCCCGACCCCCGAGAGCGCGGUGCCCCCGCCCGCGGCUCCAUCGCCUUCCAGUGGCGGGGGGCGGGCCCCGAGGAGAGGGGCCGGCUGCCCCCCAUGCCCACCCUGAACCGGUGCGUGGGCACGGUGAUGUGGGAUCUGCACCCUUCAGCGCUCGGCCCCGACAGCGGCCCCGGCCCCAUCGCCAUCGUGGGGCGCAGCUGUGCCCUCUACCCCCGGCUGCCGGGUCGGGACAGCGACCGCGGGACGCCGCAAGGCCCCAGUGCGAUGGAUUCGUGCGGCUGGGAUGCGGAGGGGAGGCCCCCGGGGAGUCUCCAGCUGGGAGCCCAGGACAGGGGCCCCUCCUGCACGCCGGUGCAACGGGCACUGCUGGCGCUCACCCUGACGCUGGAGAAGCUGCGGGAGGUGAAGGGCCGCGUGCUGGAGGCCCUGGAGCUGGGGCUGAGCCAGCAGGGCCAGGCGCGUUCCACCAUGCGGAUGCUGCCCACCUUCAUCUGCUCCACGCCCGAUGGCACCGAGAAGGGCGACGUGCUGGUGGCGGAGCUGCGCCAGAGCCACGUCCGCACUCUCUGGGUCACCCUCGCGGGCGACGGAAAGCAGAGCCCGCAGGUGUUGUACCGCGUCUUCGAGAUGCCGGGGGACGUCCCGCAGGGCUCCGGAGAAGCGCUCUUUGACUUCAUCGCGCAAUGCGUGAAGGGUUUCCUGGAGGAAAUCGGCAACCCGCAGCACCGCCUGCCCCUGGGCUUCGUCUUCCCGUUCAGCUGCAGGCAGACGGGGCUGGACAAGGCAGAACUCAUCUCCUGGUCCAAGGGCUUCCGAUGCAGCGACGUGGAGGGGAGGGACGUGGUGCAGCUGCUGCAGGCGGCCAUCAGCAAACAGGAGCUCCACCACGUGGAUGUGGUGGCCCUGCUGAACAACACGGUGGGCACCAUGAUGACGUGCAGCACGCGGGAGAAACCCUGCGAGAUCGCCUUGGUUGUGGGUUCAGGCACCAACUGCUGCUUCAUGGCCGAGUCACACCUCCUGGAGAUGGCGGAGGUGACCAGUGGGCGGAUGUGUGUCAACAGUGAGUGGGGCUGUCUGGGGGAUGACGGCGCGCUGGACGACGUGCUGACCCCCUAUGACCACCGUGUGGACCAGGAGUCCUCCAACCCCGGAGAGAGGAGGUUUGAGAAGCUGGUGGGCAGCCUGUACUUGGGGGAGAUUGUGCGGCACGCCAUGCUCAUGCUGGCCUCCGACCAAGCGCUCUUCAUUGGGAGAAACACCUCCAGCCUGGCGACCAAAGGCGUGCUGACGACCCAGCAGGUCCUGGAGAUCAUGGACAACGAGAACGGCAUGGCCAAGGCUCAGGUCGUGCUGGAGGCUCUGGGGCUGCAGCCCAGCGAGCGGGACUGCUGCCGGGUGCAGCAGCUGUGCCGGGCGGUGAUGAGCCGCGCCGCCGCGCUCAGUGCCACGGGGCUGGCUGCCGUGCUCAGCCACAUGUGCCGCAGCCGGCAACAGGAGCGGCUGGUGGUCAACGUGGGGGUGGACGGCGGGCUCUACUGCAACAGCACCAGGUUUGGUGAGAUCCUGCGCAGCGUGGUGGGGCUGCUGGCCCCUGAGUGCACGGCCACUCUCAUGCCCUCGGCUGAUGGCAGCGGGCUGGGGGCAGCUGUGGUGACAGCGGUGGCUCUGCGCCUGGCAGCACAGCAGCGCAAGGUGGAGCAGCUGCUGGCCCCGCUGCGGCUCAGCCGUGCCGACCUGGAGCGCGUGCAGGCACUGAUGAAGCAGGAGAUGGAGCGCGGGUUGGACCGGGAGAGUAACGCUGAGUCCUCCCUCCGCAUGCUGCCCACCUAUGUGUGCCACACGCCCGACGGCACCGAGAGAGGAGAAUUCCUGGCCCUGGACCUGGGAGGGACCAAUUUCCGCGUGCUGGUGGUGCGUGUGACUCAGGACAUCCACAUGGCCAGCGAGAUCUACGUCAUCCCCACGGCCGUCAUGCAGGGCACGGGCAAGGAGCUCUUCGACCACAUCGUCGAGUGCAUUGUGGACUUCCAGACGAAGCAGGAGCUGAUGGGUCAGGUGCUGCCACUCGGCUUCACCUUCUCCUUCCCCUGCCAGCAGCUGGGCCUGGACAAGGCUGUGCUGCUGAACUGGACCAAAGGCUUCAGCGCCUCCGGCUGCGUAGGGCAGGACGUGGUCCAGCUGCUGCGGGAGGCUGCACAGCGCAAAUCGCACGUAGGGCUGAAGGUGGUGGCUGUGGUGAAUGACACUGUGGGGACCAUGAUGGCCUGUGGGUACCAUGACCCCAAAUGUGAAAUUGGCCUCAUUGUGGGGACGGGGACCAACACCUGCUACAUGGAGGAGAUGGCGAAGGUGGGCACCGUGGAGGGGGACGAGGGCCGCAUGUGCAUCAACAUGGAGUGGGGCGCCUUCGGGGACAACGGCUGCCUGGACGGCUUCUUCACCAGCUUCGACCAGCUGGUGGAUGAGAAAAGCAUCAACGCAGGCAGGCAGAGGUUUGAGAAGCUCAUCAGUGGCAUGUACCUGGGUGAGAUCGUGCGGUACGUCCUGCUGGCAAUGGUGGAGGAGCAGGUCCUGUUCCGCGGCAAGCCAUCCGACAAGCUGCAGCGCAAAGACAUCUUCCAGACCAAGUUCCUUUCCACCAUUGAGACCCCCGGGCUGGCCCUCCUGCAGGUGCAGGGCAUCCUGAGCAACCUGGAGCUGGACGCCAGCUUCGAGGACAGCGUGCUGGUGCGGGAGGUGUGCGAGACCGUGUCCCUGCGUGCCGCACACCUCUGUGCUGCGGGGAUGGCCGCCGUGGUGGAGAAGAUGCGGGAGAGCCGCGGCCUGGAGCAGCUGACUGUCACCGUGGGGGUGGAUGGCACCUUGUACAAGAUGCACCCACACUUCUCCCGGAACCUCCAGCAGAUGCUGCAGGAACUCGCGCCCCGCUGCAAUGUCACCUUCAUGCAGUCGGAGGACGGCUCGGGGAAAGGGGCUGCGCUGGUGGCGGCGGUGGCCUGCCGUGGGGCCGACCUCUCCUCCCUACAAUAAAACGCUUUGCUCUGCAC
This is a messenger RNA of Numida meleagris (helmeted guineafowl), 7632 nucleotides long. Its product is annotated as hexokinase-3-like. The coding region runs from base 4388 to 7615 and encodes 1075 amino acids. Lineage: Eukaryota; Metazoa; Chordata; Aves; Galliformes; Numididae. Gene Ontology annotation, cellular component: cytosol; mitochondrion. The record is from RefSeq and is a predicted model, not a curated record. Gene Ontology annotation, molecular function: ATP binding; mannokinase activity; D-glucose binding. Gene Ontology annotation, biological process: glycolytic process; intracellular glucose homeostasis; glucose 6-phosphate metabolic process. The transcript is spliced from 23 exons.